CAUUGGUGGGCGACGCGGUGUGCCACCCAGCGGCAGCCAUUUCCAACGAGCUGGCGGGGGCGAAAGAUGGCGACGCCCGUAGGGUGGGCGCAGGGGGGGUCAGGGUCGGUGUGUCUCGCCUUCGACCAACUGCGGGACGUGAUUGAGUCUCAGGAGGAACUGAUCCAUCAGCUGAGGAACGUGAUGGUUCUCCAGGAUGAAAAUUUUGUCAGUAAAGAAGAGUUCCAGGCAGUGGAGAAGCAGUUGGCGGAAGAGAAAGCUGCUCAUGCCAAGACCAAGGUCCUCCUGGCCAAGGAAGAGGAGAAGUUGCAGUUUGCCCUUGGAGAGGUAGAGGUGCUGUCUAAACAGCUGGAGAAAGAGAAGCUGGCCUUUGAAAAGGCGCUCUCCAGUGUCAAGAGCAGAGCCCUGCAGGAGUCCAGCAAGAAGGACCAGCUCAUCACCAAGUGCAAUGGAAGAAGCCCAUGGGAUGGAACCGCCUCCUCCCUGCCUCUCUCCCCCACAGAAAUUGAGUCUCACAUUAUAAAGCAAGAAGAUAUACUUAAUGGCAAAGAGAAUGAGAUUAAGGAAUUGCAGCAAGUUAUCAGCCAACAGAAACAGAUCUUCAGCCGGCUCCUUGCAGGAAUCACAUGUCUGACUUCCGGAUCCAGAAGCAGCAGGAGAACUACAUGGCCCAGGUGCUAGACCAGAAGCAUAAGAAAGCCUCGGGGACAUGUCAGGCCCGGAGCCACCAGCGUCCCAGGGAAAAAUAAAAUAAUAAUUAUCUUUCCGUUA
Messenger RNA from Eptesicus fuscus (big brown bat), 771 nucleotides. It is a transcript of the gene SPATA24, whose product is annotated as spermatogenesis associated 24. The transcript is spliced from 6 exons. NCBI's taxonomy places the organism in Eukaryota, Metazoa, Chordata, Mammalia, Chiroptera, Vespertilionidae. Gene Ontology annotation, cellular component: cytoplasm; nucleus. Gene Ontology annotation, molecular function: DNA binding. The record is from RefSeq and is a predicted model, not a curated record. The coding region runs from base 67 to 681 and encodes 204 amino acids.